GUUGGCCCGAGCGCACCUUCCUCACCAUAGAGAUGACAGGGUCCGCGCGGGCCGCAGAGCCUGCUGGGAAAGCGGCGGCGUGCGUGGGCAUCGCCGCUUAGCCGGCUGGUAGCGGCAGCCGCCUGGCGAGCCGGCGCCAUGGCGGGCGGGGGCAGCGCCGGGGAGUGGUGCCUCAUGGAGAGCGACCCGGGCGUCUUCACGGAGCUCAUCAAAGGCUUUGGUUGCAGAGGAGCACAAGUUGAAGAAAUAUGGAGUUUGGAGCCUGAGAACUUUGAAAAAUUGAGACCAGUACAUGGGCUGAUCUUCCUUUUCAAGUGGCAGCCAGGAGAAGAACCAGCAGGCUCUGUUGUUCAGGAUUCCAGAUUGGAUACAAUAUUUUUUGCUAAGCAGGUUAUAAAUAAUGCUUGUGCUACUCAAGCCAUAGUAAGUGUGCUAUUAAACUGUACCCAUCAAGAUAUCCAUCUGGGAGAGACACUAUCAGAAUUUAAAGAAUUUUCACAAAGUUUUGAUGCAGCGAUGAAGGGUUUGGCACUAAGCAACUCUGAAGUGAUUCGGCAGGUUCACAACAGUUUCGCCAGACAACAGAUGUUUGAGUUCGAUGCAAAGUCUUCAGCAAAAGAAGAAGAUGCAUUUCACUUCGUAAGCUAUGUUCCUGUUAGCGGAAGGUUGUAUGAGCUAGAUGGACUUAGGGAAGGGCCAAUUGAUUUAGGUGCAUGCAAUCAAGAUGACUGGAUCAGUGCUGUAAGACCUGUCAUAGAGAAACGAAUACAAAAAUAUAGUGAAGGUGAGAUAAGGUUUAACCUAAUGGCCAUUGUGUCGGACAGAAAAAUGAUAUAUGAACAGAAGAUAGCAGAAUUACAGCGGCAACUUGCAGAGGAGGAGCCCAUGGAUACAGACCAGAGUAGUAAUAUGCUGAGUUCUGUUCAGUCAGAAGUUGCAAAAUACCAGAUGCUAAUUGAUGAAGAGAACCAAAAGUUAAAACGAUACAAGAUUGAAAAUAUUAGAAGAAAACAUAAUUACUUGCCUUUCAUCAUGGAAUUGUUAAAGACUUUAGCAGAACACCAGCAGUUAAUACCACUAGUAGAGAAGGCAAAAGAAAAACAGAAUGCCAAGAAAGCUCAGGAGGCCAAGUGAAGAUAAUUUUGGAAAAAUACAUAAAACAAUGUGCUUAUACUGUUUUCAGGACAACAAAUAAGACUGCGAGGCUUUUCAUAAACUUCAAAUAUGUCCAGCGCACGUUUGACAGUUGUAACAGUUUGUCUUGUACUGUAUUCAUGGGUCUAUAAAUACUUAUUCCCUUGCAUCAUGUGCAUGUGUAUCUACUAAAUAAUGUCUAUAUUUCUUGAUCAAACUUCAUUAUUUGACAGUUGCAUCUGAUUUCUCAUGGCUUCUUGGGAAAUAGAACUGCCAGUGUUAUAGACCUAAAAAUGUGCAAAAUAAUGUAUUCAUACCUUCUAAUUUUUUUUAACAAAAUAUUUUCAAUAUCUUGUCCCAUGGUAAGGACUUGAAUAUAUAAUGAGACAGAGAGUGUCAGCAAUUCAAAAUAACGGUUGAGCUUUCUCUGCUCAUCACCACUAACAGUUAUAAUAGCCUCUGUCUGUUCAGCGACUUCCCCUGUGUUUUUGGUUUUUAUGAACAUUGUCUGAUUUUUUUUCUUUUUUUAUAGAGUUGAAAAUUAUGAAUUAAGCUGUGGAAACAUUUGCAAAGACCAAUGUAUAAUCUCAAAAGAUCUGCAUUGCUUUAGUAGAAAAGAUAAUAAAUAUUCCCAUUUUUAUUUUGGCAAACUUUC
This is a messenger RNA of Gavialis gangeticus (Gharial), 1789 nucleotides long. It is a transcript of the gene UCHL5, whose product is annotated as ubiquitin C-terminal hydrolase L5. The transcript has 11 exons. Bases 139 to 1134 code for a protein of 331 amino acids. Gene Ontology annotation, biological process: ubiquitin-dependent protein catabolic process; protein deubiquitination. Lineage: Eukaryota; Metazoa; Chordata; Crocodylia; Gavialidae. Gene Ontology annotation, molecular function: cysteine-type deubiquitinase activity; proteasome binding. Gene Ontology annotation, cellular component: cytoplasm; Ino80 complex. The record is from RefSeq and is a predicted model, not a curated record.